CCCAUGCAGUGGUGAAAGACAACUUGAUGUCUUCAUAAUUUACAGUCAGAUAUCUUUAUGUUAGGACGUUUCUUAACCAGCUCCUUCAGAAUUCAGCCCAUGUCGUUAAGAUGACCAAAAUACGUCCUGCCCUGACUGAAUAGCUUUUUAAUGUGUGUACCCUUUGUGUAGUACACUCUCAACUCCCGGAUACUACUAGAGCGUACAUAUACGGGGCUGAAGUUUAGUUAUUCAUUGUGUGUGUGUGGAACUCACAUCUGCUCGAUCGUCGGCAGAUAUUUGUUGCGCUUUUGGAAUUUACUUCAAGAUGGCGGGCCUUGGCAGCACAGUCAUUUUUCUAGUCUGCGUGGUGAUUGGAAUCAUCCUGCAAUCUGAAAGCUGUUUUGCUGGACAUCCAGCGACCUCUUUGACGUGGACAGCACAUUAUACACAAGAGGGAAGAUUGUUGGAAAGAAUGUACAAUUCCAGCGGUCAGCUGUACAAGUGUCAAGUCUAUGGCGACCGGCUGUCAGCUGAGCGUGUGCUAAUCAUGAUUCCACGCGAGAAUCAGUUCCUCGUGGACCGGGACAGAUUUCACGCGCUUGUGGAGCGCUGUUCAGCGAUGGAUCCUCACAUGACCAGAUCCGUCCGCCGGAAGCGGUUUAUUUUCCCAGGUACAAAAUGGUGUGGGGCUGGUGAUAUUGCCAAAUCCUACGGUGAUUUAGGAACGCACAAGUCCACUGACCGCUGCUGUAGGGCUCAUGACCACUGCUCUAUAUCCAUAUCUGCUAAAAAGACGAAAUACGGGGUAUAUAACGAUGGCGAGUAUAGUGUCUCAGCGUGCGUUUGUGAUAAGACCUUUUACGCCUGCCUCAAGGAUGCAAAUUCUGACGCCUCAAACAUCGUCCAUUUUAUUUACUUCAAUGUGGUGUCCUUGAAAUGUCUGGACAUAAAACAUCCACAAAGCUGCACAGGGUAUUGGUUCUGGAAGAAGUGUUCCCCGAAUUAUUCCGUGCCGAAGAAAUGGACUCUUGUAGACUUUAAUAAAGAUUAUCAAUAUGUGUAUCUUCUGCAAUAAGCGACUUUCUGUUUCCAGACAGCGUUCAGUCGUAGCCUCCGUCCGGCUUAACUACUCAGAAGUUUAAGUUCGCAUAAAAUACCUGUAUCUCAACCUCCCUGUUGGAGCCUCGAAUGUAUAUUUACCAUUGUACAGAACUUCGUAAAUAUUAAAAGAAAACAAAACUA
Molecule: messenger RNA, 1224 nt
Organism: Liolophura sinensis
Lineage: Eukaryota; Metazoa; Mollusca; Polyplacophora; Chitonida; Chitonidae
Product: phospholipase A(2)-like
Exons: 5
Coding region: 308-1057 (249 amino acids)
Biological process (GO): arachidonate secretion; phospholipid metabolic process
Molecular function (GO): A2-type glycerophospholipase activity
Source: RefSeq, a predicted model, not a curated record